Molecule: messenger RNA, 2661 nt
Organism: Cydia pomonella (codling moth)
Lineage: Eukaryota; Metazoa; Arthropoda; Insecta; Lepidoptera; Tortricidae
Gene: AnxB10
Product: annexin B10
Exons: 8
Coding region: 225-1199 (324 amino acids)
Cellular component (GO): cytoplasm
Molecular function (GO): calcium ion binding; calcium-dependent phospholipid binding
Source: RefSeq, a predicted model, not a curated record
UGAAAUUGGACGUCACAAUUUGCGCACGUGUCCGCGGUGCUGAGUAGUUUCCAAUAGAAGUAUUUACGUUUGUUUACCAGAAGUGCUAUAUCGUGUUGUGUUACUCAAAGUACAGUGUUUGUUCAACAAUAAUAAUCAGACGUGCCACAAGUGUUGUGUCCCACUAACACAAAUAGCGAGAUACUUCUUGUUCUAUAUAAUAGUGACUUCCGCCUGACGCCAGAAUGUCUCAUCAUCGUGAACCAACUGUGGUGGGCGUAGCCAACUUCAAUGCAGCAGAAGAUGCUGCCACACUGCGUGCAGCCAUGAAGGGCUUCGGCACCGAUGAGCAGACCAUCAUUGACAUCCUGUGCUCUCGCUCGAAUGCCCAGCGGCAAGCGAUUGCCCAGGCAUUCACCCAUGAGUAUGGAAGGGACAUCAUCGAAGACCUAAAAUCCGAACUGGGCGGUCACUUCGAAGACGUGAUCGUCGCCCUGAUGCGGCCGCCAGCAGAGUACCUAUGCAAGGAACUGCACAACUGCAUGGAGGGCAUGGGCACCGAUGAGAACACCCUGGUGGAGAUCCUGUGUACUAGGACUAAGAAGGAGAUCGCUGAGAUUGUCGACGCUUAUGAGAGACUGUACAACCGCCCGCUGGCCGAGCACAUGUGCUCCGAGACUUCUGGAGACUUCCGUCGACUGCUCACUCUCAUCGUGACCUCUGCUCACCAGGGCGCGCGCGACGAGGAAGCGGGCGUUGACCUCGCAAGAGCUCAGGCGUCGGCGCAAGAACUGUUCGAUGCCGGAGAAGCCAAGUGGGGUACUGACGAGGAGAUCUUCAACAAGAUCCUCGCCCACGAGAGCUUCGCGCAGCUGCGCGCCAUCUUCGAGGCGUACAAGGACAUCGCGGGCCGCACUAUCGAGCAGGCCAUCAAGGCCGAGAUCGGGGGCGAACUCAAGGACGCUCUCAGCGCUAUCGUGGAAUGCGUGGAGAACGCGCCCGCUUGGUUCGCUCAGCGCCUGCGCGCGGCCGUGGAGGGCGCGGGCACGGACGACGCGGCGCUCGUGCGCAUCAUAGCGUGCCGCGCCGAGAUCGACCUCGGCAGCAUCAAGCAGGAGUAUGAGCGUAUCUACGAUAAGACGCUCGAAAGCGAUAUUAAGCAGGGCGAGACGUCCGGCGACUACAAGCGCGCGCUCGUGGCGCUCAUCUCGCCCGCGUAAGGCGGCUCGAAGCUGAUCGACGUUGCAAGAUCUUACGAUAUCUAUUUAACCCUUUUCCAAGCAUAUUACGACAUCUCCACCAAAUACGCGUGACACGCGUCAAUAGAAUUUCAACGUUAGUAUUCCGAUAAUAAGGUUCAAAUUAAAUUGCACUUGAAUCACUCAAGCUGGAUUAAUUGGAAUAUAUUUGGAUUUUUCGGGAAAACCUUGUAGAUUGGUGCGGAAAAGGGUUUGCGGUAGCUGUAUCGAUAUCAAUUCAUAUAAACGUUCACUAGUUGUAUCUUAUUUUAAUAAAUUAUUGACAGUUCUGGUUGAUACAAAUCUGUACAAGUGGUUAUUACUGGAUUUAGAAAUAAAUUAAUAAACGUAUUGAAAAUGUUAGUUUCCAAACAUUAGAAUUCCUUUUGAAUCAUCGAAGGUUCCAAAUCAAACUCGACCAGUAAAAAAAUAAUAUUUAGAAAUUUACAGCACUAUUUUUAACCGAGCUGUUUACUUUAUAAAAUAAUUGAAUUGUAACUGUUACAAUUGAGCCUCCUUAAGAAGAUGAAACAAAUUUUUUCGUCUGUAUUUUAAAAUUCCUUUUAAAUUUGAAUAACAAAUAUUAAGCUCACAAUGCGUAUGUCGAUUGAGCAACUACUAAGUUAAGAUUCACUGUUGUAUUUAUUUAAGGUUUACGAUUUAUUAGAGAAGUUUUUUUACCGUCAUCUAGGCCUAAUUCUCAUAUUUCAUACCCUCAUUAUUCAACUAUGAUUGUGCUCAGUUAACACAUUCAGUGCCAGCGCGUGCUACGCGCUACGAGCGUAGUCGAUAACAUGCGAAAAUGCGUACGUAGCGAAAAACGACUACGGACUGAGCGCCCGCCUGGCGGGUUGCUGGCAGUGAAUUCGUUAAGCAAUAACUUUUAGUUUAUUUGUAUGUGAACACCCCGCUUAUUUAUAUGUACAAUCAAAAAAUUCAAUUUGUGACCUACUUCAUACCUUGUUACGGUAACAAUAGUAUGAGGUCUCUAACGACUUUCAUGUUGUUUGUCACUGACACGGUACGAAAUGGAUCAUAAAUUAAAUCUGUUGAUUAUACAAAGAUGAUUUUGUACUGAAUGAUUGGACAUCACAUAAUUUUAAAUUUAAAAGGUAUUUUACCUUUAGCGUUUUUCUUAGAUAUACUAUUUUUUAUAAAAUAAAUGCUUGAAACGUCGUGAUGCGCUGAAUUUUAGUUAUUUAUAUUAAUAAUUUAUGACAAUCUUUAUAGAAUGAAAGUGUACCUUAUAUGUAGUUCGCUGAACGAAAAACUAAGCAGUGCCUUGGAAUUGUUGAUUUACUCAAAUUAUAAUAUUAAUUGAUAUACAUAUAUUGUUAUUGCAAUGAAAAAUUUUAAUUGUUUUACGCAUUCCAUCCUUGUUUGUGGAGUUACUAGAUAUAGUUAGUAGGUUUAUUUCACCUCGAAUACAUUUUAAUUGUAUGUA